Motacilla alba alba is the source of this 6313-nucleotide messenger RNA. It is a transcript of the gene RPH3AL, whose product is annotated as rabphilin 3A like (without C2 domains). Gene Ontology annotation, molecular function: small GTPase binding. The record is from RefSeq and is a predicted model, not a curated record. NCBI's taxonomy places the organism in Eukaryota, Metazoa, Chordata, Aves, Passeriformes, Motacillidae. The coding region runs from base 175 to 1104 and encodes 309 amino acids. The transcript has 10 exons. Gene Ontology annotation, biological process: intracellular protein transport.
CGGGCGCAGGUGCGGCUCCGUUUCCGCCUCGUCCCGCCGGGGCAGCGGCUCCGCGGAGCGACCGCCGCUGAGGCCGGAGCGCAGAGUAUACCAUAAAAUCUAAACUUCCAGCCUUGCUUUCAAGGUACCUGAAGGUGUGACUCCUGCCACCCCACCCCUCCCCAGGCUGGGGCCAUGGCUGACAUGAUUUUUGGCAGCGGGACAGGCCCCUGGGUUUGCCCCAACGACCGGCAGCUGGCCCUGAGAGCCAAGCUCCAGACGGGCUGGUCAGUGCACACAUUCCAGACUGAGAAGCAGAGGAAGCUGCAGGCCCUGAGCCCCAAGGAACUUGAGCUCAUCCUGGGAGUCAUCCGCAAGGCAGAGCAGCUGGACGUGGUGGAGCAGCAGCGCGUCGGGUGCCUGGUGGAGAGGCUGGAGAACAUGAGGAAGAACGCCAUGGGGAACGGCCUCUCGCAGUGCCUGCUCUGUGGGGAGAUGCUGGGGCUGCUGGGCAGCUCCUCCGUCUUCUGCCAGGACUGCAAAAAGAAAGUUUGCACCAAGUGUGGGAUAGAAACUGUUGGAGCCCAGAAACGUCCCCUGUGGUUGUGCAAGAUCUGCAGUGAGCAGAGAGAGGUCUGGAAGAGGUCUGGGGCCUGGUUCUACAGAGGGCUGCCCAAGUACAUCACGCCUUUGAAGAGCAGCAGCAGCAAAGCCCUGGAGCUGCAGUGCCAGCCCUGGCAGGGCGAGGCGGCCGAGCCCGAGAGCGUCGGGAGCAGCCGCUCCUUCACCUGGGCCAGGGGAAAAGUGGUUUCCAGUGACAGUGAGAGCGACUCGGAGCUCAGUUCCUCCAGCCUGGAUGACAAACUUGUCCCUGUGGGAUCAAAAGGCUCUCAAGGGAGAAAGCUCCAAGCAGGAAUGGCACCCACCCGGGGACCCAGCCAGGCCAGGAGCAGAGCCCUGGGGUCUCCCCAGCUGUGGGGGAGCCACAGCAGCCUGGGCAGCGAGCAGGGGGCCGAGCUCAGCCCCACGGAGAGUGGCCAGAGUGACCAACCCUCGGACAGGCGCCACAGCGACACCGGCACCAGCACCCCUGAUGCUGUCACAGUGUCACACCUUCUUCCCUGAAUGCAAAAGCUUUUCUGCAACAUGAGUAAUGAUCUGGGGUGGGAGCUGCCUGCACCCACGGCCAGGAGCACUCAGAGCCUGGGGCUGUGGCCCUGCCGAGCCCUGGAGCUCCUCUGUGUCCUGCAGAGCCAGCAGAACAGAUGGAGCUUCUCCUGAAGCAAAGCAAAGUCCAGCAGCUUUAUGAGACCGAGUAACAUUUUUCCUGAAGUGAGGUUGCUCUUAAAGCCAAGCAUGGCUCUUCUCAGAACUCUGCAGUGCAGAAGAAAGACACUUUUUCCCCCUCAAAAACCUGAGAACAAUUAAGUGACUGGGAAAGCAGAGGCUGCUAUCACACCUGAAGCAGCUGAAAGAGAUGCAAAUGUGUUCUCUCUUCAGUUCCCACUAAUUUAGUCACCAACCCCUCAAGUUAUCAUCCGGCCCCGCUCCCUCCCCAGCAUUCCUGCCCUCUGAACUGCCUCUCCUGUUCUUCCUGAGCCUGCUUGGUGCUGGCCAUGUUGAGGCAUAAAUUGGAUUAGAGAGAGCAGGUUCAUCCUUCAGUGCACCAGGCAGUCGUGGUCCCCCUCCCUCCCCAGGCUUCCUGCUAGAAACAGGCAGCACAAAAUUGCUCCUCUGCUCUUCCCUCCCUCCUCAGCUUCCAGGGACUUGUAGUUUUCCUUUAGUUUUUUCACCAGACAAACUAAAGAAGUGAUUCUUCUGCUCUGUCCUUCCUCCCCCAGGGUUAGAGCCUGCCCUGGGCUGGGGGGUUUAUUUUAAGCUCCUGUUGUGCAGGAUUAGAGAGGGUGGAUCCCUGCUGCCUGUGGAGAGGAGCUGCAGGUUGUCCUGAGGGAUUGGAGUGGGUGUUGGUGGACAACAGGUGACCCUUUGGGUGCUGCCUCUCAUGGAUGGAUGGAUCCACUGCUGGACAAUGUGUUUGUACUCAGUGUUCUGUAGCUUCUCUGCCUGCUCUUUGAGCCAACUGCUGCCUGGCCAUGACAGUGCAAACUCUAUUUCAGAGGGGAAAAAAAAAAGAAAAGAAAAAAAACCCAUUUUCCUGCUAAAAAUUCCAUAUGCAAAGCUUGGCACAAGGGGUCAAAUCUUUCCAGUGGGAUCUCCCUGUGUAGAUGGGGGAGAGCUGAAGUGACAGGCAGCAUGGGCUGAUAUUUAAAAAACGAAAACUGCAGCAAUCUCCUGAGCCCAGUUAAAGAUGGCCCUGAGAUGUAGAGAGGAUCCUGCUAAGGAAAAGGUUAAGCCAGGUUGGCUGCCUAGGGAGUUUCUGUAAAGAUCUUUGUUAUGUCUGGGGUCAUUUAUUUCUCAGUGUUCCUGCAGAAGGGGCUGCUUUGUUCAGACAAGAGCCCAGGUGCAGGGGCUCCGUGGCCCCCCAAAUCCAGGGCAGGGAGGCAGAAAUCAGCAGUGAGUACUUCAGCACUUUGGAUGCCUCUCUUUGCCAACAAACAGAGGCUGCUCUUGCUGUCGAUGUAUUUGAAGAGUGAUGGAGGUGGUGGGUGCUGGAUGUCAGGGUUCCCAGCAUCUCCCUGCUUUUUGGACAUUCCCUGAGCUCUGCCCCAAAAGCAGAGCAAGGGGCAAAGAUUCUUCCUCAUUUCAACUGCUGAUCCUCAGCUGCAGAAUGAGGCUGUUAAAAGAUGAUUUUCUGCACCUUUAGAGCACCUUGUCAGGAGCAAUUUUUGGUCCAUAUUAUCACCUCAGGUGUUGUUCUUUCUUUGCACUUCUUUUCUCACCUCUGCUCUAACUCUGCUCUCAAGUGCGACUUCGCAGAGCACCCUGAAAUCCCAGGCCACCUCCAGAGCAGGGAACUCGGGAGAGCUGCUGCAAAAGCAGCUGCUCUCACUGUCCUGGGCUCUUUUAGCCUGAAGGCCAAGCCAGCAGCAAGAUUUUGGCCAGGGGAAGACAGGGAGCUCUUAAGCAGAGGUUGGAGGUUUCCAGUGCGCUGCUCCAGCUCCGCCUGGGCUUUGCUGAGGCUGAUAAUGAAGCCUGGAGUUUGUCAUAAAAUGACUCAUUGUCAGAGCUGCAUUGGGAUUUAGGCAACCUCGGCCCAUGAGCCAAACUUUCAGAAGAGUGGUGAGUUGAGAGGCUGCCAGUUUUAUUAUUUUUAGGGUUUUUUUUUCCACCUGCUCUCAAAGCCUUUCAAAAGCCCUGUUUUCUGAGGGGCUGCUGUUCCUUCUGCUUCUGAAGCUCCAGCUCCUGGAGGUGCCUGCUCUGACCUGAUAGCUUUCAAGAGGAAGGUCGCACACUCAUUGUCCUGAGGAACUUUUUAUCCUAAAGAAAAUUAAAUUUGCGCAUAUGGAAGAAGCACAGUCUCCUUUUCCUCUCUUACUUGCUCUCAGCUAGGGCAGGUGACUCACCUUGUUCUGGCUGCACAGCUGAUGCUGAGAGAUGCCUUAAAAAAGAGCAAAAUCCUCACUUGUGCUGAUUAUGAUGUUUUUAUUAAGGAAGGGGAAUAUUAAACAGAAGGAAACAAAGAAAUAAUCAAUAUCUUACAGUGGUUUUCAUUAGCCCAGGGAGAGCUUUUAAUGGAGGUAAGAAAUCUGAGCUUGGGCCUGCUGCAGGGGGUAAAUUGAACCAAAGUCAUCUCCCCUCAGAUCAGCAGCAAGUUCUGCAUUGAUGGGUGCCAGCAGAUGGGGUUCUCAGCAUCUUCUGAGGAAUCUGUCCCAGAAAUGGUGGAUCCUGCUGGCUGUUCCAUGAGCAGCUGGCUGCUGGGGACUGGGGAACCAGCCUGGCAUGGGCUGUGGGGCUGGAGGAGCUCUGAUUCCUGGUGGAAUCAGGUCUGAGAGGCAGCCACGAGAGAAGCUAAUGAGUGAGUGCAAAUCACAGCCUCCCCAUCCCUGCCUGCUUGCCAAUGUGUUGUCUAAGUCAUUAAUACUUAAAGAGUGGUGCAGCAGCUGGCACUUCAACCGAGCCACGUUAAACAGAGCUGAGAUGAGGGUGGCACUGCCUGCUGAGGGUAAGAAAGGUUCUGUCUGCAAGCACGGGGUGAGACCUGCUGGAAAGAUUCCCCAGGUGUCACCAGGUCCAGCCUGACCCCUUCUCCUGCAUCUCCUGGGUGUCUCCUUUGUGCUGGGAGAGGCUGAGCAGAGCUGAGGGAGAUGGACAGGGAGUGCUGCUUCCAGCUCUCCUAAUUUGGGGAGAUUUAUGCCCUGUCUUUCAGGAAUUGACUGGAUUUAGAGAUGAGGUGGUGUCUCUCUGUGGGCUCAGUGCCUCCCUGGCUGGGCUAGGCAUCCACUUUUGCUCAUAAAUAUUCAAGCUGUUAAUACAGGAGCCAGGCAGAGCCAUCCAGCAUUAUUGUGGCAGGAAAUUCUCUGGGCAUCUUUGAAGUUAAUGCUUAAACUUCUAUUUUCACUUCCAUUCUUCUUCUCAGAUGUCUGCUUUGCUCCCUCGGGGACCAUGAGGAGGUAGCAUUUUGCUUCAGUGGGUCUGACUACUCCAUUCCAUGUAGGAAGAAAACAAAAAACAUGUCCUAACAGUAAUUAGGCUCCAAAUGAGGUAGUAAUUUCUUUAAUUACUUGCUUCAUGGCAGUCUUUGGGGAGUUGACUUUUGUUUCCCUGUGCUUGGUGAGAAAGUUACUUAAAUAUUUUCAGACUUGUUCCUUGUUUGUGUGGAUUUCCAGGGCUGGUUUAUGCAGCAGGCUGGAAGAGGGUGGGAAAUCCCUGCUCCUCCUCCCUCUGCCUGCAUUUAGGGCACAGUUUGGGAAGGACAGAGGGAUCAGAUAAGAAGGAAAGACCCUCACCCACCCAUCCAAGCCUCUGCUCCCUUCACUGGCUGCCUCAUCAAAUUCUGGGCUCUGUUCUUUAUCCCCUUUUGCUCAGAGCUCGCUGGGACUGAGUUUUCCUGCUGCCAAGGGAGGAUAAGUUGUCUGUCUUCCCCAAAGUGAAAAAAUUGAAUUGUGCCUUCAUGGCUGAGGAGCUUUGAGCUGUGUCUGCCUCCUCAGAUCCACAGAGCACCAAGUGGUCCUGCUGUACUUAUAAAUAAAACAUAGCUUUGGGUAGUGGCAGCGUUAGGAAAUGAUUCAAGGUUUGCAUUCCAGAUACAAUGCAUUUGUAAACAUGAACCUCAGGAGAAGCCCGUGCCCCCUUCCAUGUUUGAGGGAAUUAAAAUAUUUUCAUCCUCGAGUGGUAGAAGCAAAACAUUUCCAGCUCUUUCAAGCCCGCCUCGGAGUUAAGCGAAUAAAGGCUCGAGUAACUAAAAAAUAAAUUACUUUCACUACUCCUGUAAUUCUUUAUGGAGUUUUAAAUUGAAGGCUUCUUCCUUCAAAAUAGAGGGAUGACAAAGAUUCAUUCUCUCGGCUCUUUCACUCAAUCUAUCAGGGAACAAGUCUGCUGCUGAGGAUGAAACUCCUAUUUUGUGCCUUCUUUCCCGCUGCAGAGGUCUGUGCUUUGGUCUUUGAUCAAACAGCCUCUCUGGCCUCCUGUCCCCACCUCCUCAGGCUCGUUCUCUGCCCUCUGCAAUACAUUUACUCCAACUUUCCAUUCAGCAUUUUGCACAAAGCACCAAGGGCGAGAGUUGAUGUCAGCUUUGCAAACAAAGCAGGAAGGGAAGAGCAGGGGAAGUCAGCAAGAUAGAAGUGAAAAGUGGAUUUUGGAGUCUUUGUAAACACACAGAGAGGUUCUGUGGUUAUCUUUGAACAGGGAUGUCAGGCAGCAGCUGCUGGGAGGAAUUUGCUUUGGGUCUCCUCUGAACAAUUCACAUUGAGUGCUGUGAUUCCCCUGUCCUUUCUCCAAGAGGAGGAGCAGUGUGUCCCAGCAGAGCCUGAGCUUGGCCAGGGGACUGAAGGGAUCAGCUCAGGUUUGUUCAGUCAACAGGAGACAAACGUGGAGCAGAGCAGGGCUGUCCUGUGCCCAUCCCCAGCUCUGAGGCUGUCCCUGUGCUGUGGCUGCUGUCCGUGGCCCAGAGCAGGAAGGGCUCGUGGCAGAUCUGCCCUGUCACCCCUCAGAGCUGAGCUUUGGCUUUCUCUCUGACCUGGGGAGCGUGUACUGCAGGACCACUUCCAGCAGCACAGCUCCUCGUUUCUCCUUCUUUCCACAUUUCCUUCCCCUGCCUUUUCUUCCUUUAAUCAAGCCUAAUGGGCCCUGACUGCUGGACUAAUGAUGCAGAGAUAUUCUCUUUAUUAUUUUUAGGGAGCUCUCAAAAUGGCACUGAGCACACAAAAGCAACGUGAAAUAACUUUGUGGAGCCUCUCCCCUUCGCUGCUUUCCAAACAAAACUUUUAUUCUUUAU